This is a messenger RNA of Phodopus roborovskii (desert hamster), 972 nucleotides long. Its product is annotated as olfactory receptor 10A7-like. Gene Ontology annotation, cellular component: membrane. Gene Ontology annotation, molecular function: olfactory receptor activity; G protein-coupled receptor activity. NCBI's taxonomy places the organism in Eukaryota, Metazoa, Chordata, Mammalia, Rodentia, Cricetidae. Gene Ontology annotation, biological process: G protein-coupled receptor signaling pathway. The record is from RefSeq and is a predicted model, not a curated record.
AUGCCACCGUUCUGGGCAGCUGGUCCCUGGACCAAUCAUAGCCGCGCUGGUGAGCUGGAGUUCGUGCUGCUGGGCUUUGCACACGUGCCCUCCCUGAGGCCAAUGCUUGCAGUGGUCUUCCUGGCUGUCUUCCUGCUCACGUUGCUAGGCAACACGCUCAUCGUCACGCUCACCAGCCUGGACCCAGGCCUGCGUGCACCCAUGUACUUCUUCCUGCGUCAGCUGGCCCUGGUGGAGAUCUGCUUCUCACUGGAUGUGGCGCCCCGUCUGCUGGUGACCCUGCUGCUGCCUGGACGCGGGAUGUACCCCACAAGCUGUGCCCUGCAGCUCUUCUUGGUGCUGUUCUUUGUCUCAGCGGAGUCCAUGCUCCUUACAGUCAUGGCCUGGGAUCGCUUCCUGGCCAUUUGCAGGCCACUGCGCUAUGGGGCCAUCAUGAAUUUGAAGCUGUGCUGCCUUCUGGCCACCACGUGCUGGCUGGCAGGAAUCCCCGUGGGUCUUGUCUUCACCAUCUGGCUCUUCAACUUCCCAUACUGUGGGUCACGGGGCAUUCGGCACUACCUCUGUGAUAUACCACCUCUGCUGAGCCUCGUGUGUGCAGACACCAGAGUCUUCGAGGCCAGUAUUUUCGUGAUCACUGUGGUAUUCAUGAUUGUUCCUGUCUCCCUCAUACUCCUGUCCUAUACCAGGAUUCUGAUUGCUGUCCUCCGCAUGCCAUCAGCCUCUGGGCGCCACAAGGCCCUGUCUACCUGUGCCUCCCACCUCAUCGUGGUAAUUCUGUUUUAUGGCACAGUGGGGGUCAUCCACUUGCGCCCCAAGGCCAGCUACUCUCCUGAGAGCAAACAAGUGGUGUCCCUGUCAUACACCAUGGUGACCCCUAUGCUCAACCCCCUCAUCUACAGCCUGCGGAACAAGGAGUUCAAGGCUGCCUUAGUUCGUGUCUUCAUUCAGAGAAGAGGUACCUUUACCCCCUAA